Messenger RNA from Prunus armeniaca (apricot), 759 nucleotides. NCBI's taxonomy places the organism in Eukaryota, Viridiplantae, Streptophyta, Magnoliopsida, Rosales, Rosaceae. The record is from the annotation of a GenBank genome assembly.
AUGGCGGUUGCCACAGUUCCUGUGAACACAGUGUGCGCAUGUCCACUGCGCUCACCGCGCAACUCAACCAAAUUUGUGUCCCAGUUCUUAACAAAAUGCUCAUCCUUCGAAUCUCUGCAACUGCGGACCACCCUACCCGCAAGAAAGCUUGUGGUUCGAGCAGCUAGAACCGAGUCCAAAGGGGUCUCUUUGGGCUUCCGAGCUCCCAAUUUUGAGAUUCCAGAGCCACUUACUGGGAACGUUUGGAAACUAGAGGAUUUUGAAUCACAUCCUGCCUUACUGGUGAUGUUUAUCUGCAACCACUGCCCAUUUGUUAAACACCUGAAAAAGGGUAUCGUGAAGCUUGCAAAUUUCUAUAUGAAGAAAGGACUUGCAGUUGUUGCGAUAUCUUCGAAUUCUGUAGCUACGCAUCCACAGGAUGGACCACAAUUCAUGGCAGAAGAAGCUAAGCUGUUCAAAUAUCCUUUUCCAUAUCUAUAUGACGAGUCACAGGAUGUCGCCCGGGAUUUUGGAGCAAUUUGUACACCCGAGUUUUUUCUAUUUAAAAAGGAUGGACGGAGGCCAUUUGAACUGGUGUACCAUGGACAGUUUGAUGAUUCAAGACCUAGUAAUAAUGUGUCUGGACUUGAGCCUGGCAAUAGAUUGUGUUCUCAGUGGCCAACCGGUACCAUCGAUUCAGAAACCAAGUGUUGGAUGCAGCAUAAAGUGGCACCCAGAGAGAAAACUGUGAUAUGCAAAUCUUGGUUUCAAUUUUCUUGA